Molecule: messenger RNA, 2791 nt
Organism: Durio zibethinus
Lineage: Eukaryota; Viridiplantae; Streptophyta; Magnoliopsida; Malvales; Malvaceae
Source: RefSeq, a predicted model, not a curated record
UCUUGCCAUUCCUAAAUUGCCCCUGACUUCUAGCUACAAAAUCUCUCUCCAAUUGUUCAUUCAAUACACCUCAAGCAUUUCUCUUUUCCCUCCCUGAGAAACUCAGUUUUAAGCGUUCCUUAAAUUUUCCCGAAGUCCUAAGGAAUCCUCCUCAUUUCCAUCAUUUCUAGCCUCCAAGAAGCCUUCCUCAAUUGUUCACAAUUACCCAAAUAGCCUUAAGCCUUAGCCUUAGCGCCUUCGCCUUACCUUGGACCUUUGCCUAAGAUUUAUCGAAACCUAAAAAAACUCAGAUAUAGCUCAGCCGAUUGGCACACUCCCAAGCGAUUAGCACCAACUUUCCAACAUGCCCUUUCAUCCUCAUUUGGUUAAUCUCCUCCAUACCAACCCUAGUAACUUGAUCCUAUCAUUCCACGCAUAGCCUAAACUUUACCUAAAAGAGUCUUAAUUCAACCAAAACUCUGUCCUAAGAGUUUUAGUCCAACCAGACCUCUCGUCCAAAGAGUCCUAAAGCUCUCUUGAAGAGUUCCAUUUUCACCAAAACUCUAUCUAAAAGAGUCCCAAUUUCACCAAAACUCUAUUGAAGAGUCCCAAUUCCACCAAAAUUCUAUCAAAAAAGUCCUUUUUACAUAAAAUUCUUUCAAAGAGUCUUAAUCUAGCUAAAGCUGUGCUCGACAAUCUAAAGAGUUAUAGUAAAAGACAACACUAUUCAACUUAACCUAGCUCAAAAGCCUAGACUUACAACUAUCAUAUUAGAUCUUGUAUCGGGUAGAUCCACUCAAGUAUUAGAUAUUUUAAGUCUUUAAUUAAAUUAUGAGCAUGUUAACAUAUCAUCCAUGAUCAUGCAACAUGUAGCAUUAGGAAUGAAUGAUGUUAUGCCAUAUAGUCAAACCUAAGGUUUACUUUAUUGUUUAGGGCAAUGGAUAUUUUCUAUGUAAAUUCAUGUCUAGUAUGCUAUGCAUUAUUCUGCCUUUUAGCAUAAGUAUAUGCAUGGAUUAUACUAAAUAUGCCCUUGAGGAAUUUUUUAUAAACUAUCAUUAUAAUAUGCCAUUUAAAUUAAGGUUGCAUUUAUCCUUCUUUGGUUACAUUUUUUUUUAUUUAUAAUAAUAUCGUAUGAACUAUUAUAUUUUAAACAUUCUUGAUUGAUAACUUAAUAUUUGUAUCAUUAACGAUUGAUAAACCAUCCACGACUGUCAACUCACAUACAUCUUUUUACAUGUAUGCGUAACAGUGUGAGACAUAUAAAUUGUUCAUAUCUCAUUGCUUGCUCUUUAAUUAAUCCAUAAGUCGAUAUGCUCAUUUGAAGUGGAUAAAUAGAUGUUGGGUUUAUUCUACACAGGGUUUAGAGCUUUGAUUCCUCUUAUAUUUUGUUUACAAACUAAGUUCUUUUAAUAAAGAUGAGAUUGUAACCUUAAAACCAAUCUAGAUUCUCGGGAUAUAUAUAAAUUGAUUAAUGACUUUUAAUUAAACCUUGAAAAUAAAUACUGAAACAAGCGCUAAGGAUGAAACACAUGAAAUGGAUGAAAGGCAAUAAACAAAAGCAAGUUGUAAUUUUGAAGUAAAUGUUUUUAAAAAAUCUUAAAAAACAGAAUCAAAUGCAUUAAUUUCUUUCUCCAUUAGAAAGAUACUUGGGGUUCUCUCUUUGAUAAACAUUAUGUUUAUAAGGAAAGGAAGAAUGUAUGACAAGCUGUCAUUCUAACUAUUUGUCACGAAUGACGUGGCACAAAUGUGCUGAUCAGAUCCCAACAUUAACUGUUGUGGUAUACUGGGAUUUUUUUAUUUGAUUUCUUAAUUAAUUCAUUCAUAUAUUUCCUUGGUUUGUUCUUUCUCCUAAUAUAUCUAAGAAUAUAUAAAGCGAGUGGAUAAAGUUAUCUGUAUACAUGGACUCUAAAAUAGAGAUCUUAAACCUUCCACCAUUACAUCCACCGAAACAAUGUAUUUAUCAAGGAGAAAAUGAAAGACACUAUAGUAAUAUCGAUAAAAAAGGGAAGAUACUAUAGUAAUAAAAAUCUUCAUUUAAAGAUUUAUCAAAAUAUAUACCAGUGAUGUAAAGGAAAAACAACUAUUUCUGUAGCAACCAAAGGAGUUCACUUUAAUGGAUUCACCAUCGUCUAUGACUUGCGUAUUAAAAGUAAACACCCAGUCUCGAGAUUGGCAUAACACGCUCAUAGGUGUAUGGAAGGGUUUGCAAGAUUUUUCGUGCUCCAUCGAUGCGCAACAAGGAUUAGCCUACGUUUCAGGAAAAGUAGAACAGCACAAGAUAUUGAGGAUGCUGGGAAAUGCAGGGAAGCAUCAAAGACUGUCUCAUGUCCACUAUGGAAAUCAAACACGAGCAAGAACAUUAGACAAUUGUUGCAAUACCAAUCUAAGUCUACAGAGAAACAUAAAUUAUAAGUGUUAUCACAUUGGAAAAAUUGAUGAUUAUGAGUACGGAUACUUUCCCUAUGGAAGAAAUGACGGUUGUAGAUUUGACUCGGAUUAUCGAGACGGUAGUCCUUUGUUGACCAUUCCUCGUCUGAACCAUCGAUGAUGCCAAUAUUAUGAGCCAGUGGAGCAACAUGCACCAUCACCCAUAUUUGAUAGUUCAGGAUAUGAUACUAAUGGAAGCAAGGUUAAGGAGUAUUCUUGUUGUCAUAUUAUGUGAGCCCUAUAUAUGAGGAGCAAGGAUGAUUCAGUUUCUACAAUAUUAUUUUGUUUUGCUUAAUGAUGUACAUCAAUCUAUUACUGGAUUUGGUAGUUUGAUCAGUGGUGAAUUUGAAGAAUCUCCAAUAAUCUUUUUUUAUUCAUGAAUUGG